UUGCAGGCUGCUUUCUUCAAUUCGAAAUUCUUUCACGAGACCGUAACUGCAAACAAUCUGUCGAUUCCUUGUGGUCGAUUCCAGCAAUCGUUCAGGAUCGAUGAUCAGAACGUCUCCUAUUUGGUAUUCGUGACGACUUUCGUAAGAGGACGGCGAGUGACAGAACUUUCCGAGAAUGAACUGUGUUUGGUAAGUAGCAUAAUUCAUGAACUCGUAAUUUCGCUUGUUAUCGAGGAAAACUACGCCAAUAUUCACACCUACCAAAAUUCGUUAGAACACCAUCUUUUGCGGAUUAUGGAAGAUGCCGUAGAAGGAGAAUUGGGUCACUACUUUUCUCUGCCAAAGGAAGUGAUGCCACGAGUAAUCAAAGACAAGUCUGUGACAGCCAACGACCAUGUCAAUAUGCUCCGUGCACCAACUGAUCGGGUCAUCUGCCACGGCCGUCUCACUGCUGAUAAUUGUGUUUUUAGAGACGGUUUCCCAGCAAUUCUGGUGGACAUUACUGAAUGGGAGAACGUGCAUUUCGGGGAUGUAGCUUUCGAUCUCUCACAUCUCAUCAUCUCGUCAGCUGAGCCAAAUGUGAGAAGGAAUAAAUAUAUGACUUUUUUGAGAUUGAUAAUCAUGGUUGUAUUAUAUAAUAUUGUUUUUUAUUUCUAUUCGAGAGCAAUUUAA
Cylicostephanus goldi is the source of this 672-nucleotide messenger RNA. The record is from the annotation of a GenBank genome assembly. NCBI's taxonomy places the organism in Eukaryota, Metazoa, Nematoda, Chromadorea, Rhabditida, Strongylidae.